CACGUGCCGAGUAAUAAGUGCAAUAUAAAAUUACCAAAAAACUACUUAAUAGUAAAGAAUUUAUUAUGUCAGGGGAUAAAAAGAAAAAAGGAUCCCGUUCACGAUCAAGGGAAAGAAAUAGGAAGAAGCAAAAAACGGAUGAAAGAUUCGAAAAAAUAGAAAAUCAGAUUAAUAACCUCACAAAGGUUAUUUCUCAGCUGGCAGAGUUAAAUAAAGCCGCUGAUGGAAAAAACUUGAAUCAAAGCGCAGACAAAAACCUGGAUAAGGAGAACGUUGAUACAGGCAACCUCACCCAAUCACAAGAGGCUGAGGAACCACUCGAUAUCGCUAGUACGGAAGAUAGGGAAAUACCCGUAAAUAAAACUCCCAUCAAUGAGGUUAUGUUAGAAAUGCUAGGAGAGCAUCCUGACACCAAAAAAGAAAUACGAAUAAAAAUAAAUUAAGAACUAAAGAUUCGCUGGCAAAGAUGGAUGCAGGAGGGUUACCCGGAGGAUAAAAAGAAAAAUAUCCUCGAAACCUAUCCUAGAAAGGACGAUUUCUACACGGAGGCACCAAAAGUAAACAUAGAAAUUGGUCCAGUCAUGACAGAAGUAGCCUUAAAACGAGAUGAACACUUUGCGGAGACACAAAACUGUAUUGGCUCGGCGAUUUCGGCACUAGGUGCGGCAGUGUCCAUGAUUCUGGAAGAACCGGAAGACGGUAUCGACCAGGAGGCGCUCAUGAAAUACUUAUGCGAUACGGGAAAACUAUUAACGGACGUAUUUCAUCAACAGUCCAAGGCACGAAGAGCCUUCAUUACCCCACUAAUGAACAAAUCGGUUAAGCCAACAGUUGAUGCUACCAAAGCAGAUGAAUGGUUGUAUGGCAAAAAAUUUGCCGAACAAGUAAAGGAGGCUAAAGAUAUAGAAAAGGCCUGCUCUAGCAUUAAGGCAACACCUAAAACAAUAAACCCCAAAUCCAGGGACCAGGGAAACUCGAAGUACCCACCUGCAAAAUACAAGCAGGUGGGGAACCAACAGAAAAAAUCUGUAAUAAGAUUCAAGUCCAGGCCUCAGCGAACAAGUUACAGCACGAUAAAAGCAUCGAGCUGGGCGGCGAGUCAUCGUCUGCCCCCAAGGAAGUAACUGAGGCAAGCAUACCGGCAGGCCGCCUGAAACACUUUAUAAAAAACUGGGAACAAUUCACCGAUGAUACAUUUGUUCUAGAAUGUCUAAAGGGUUAUAAAAUACCUUUUAAAACAACUCCAUACCAAUUAAGACCGCCAGCAGAGCCAAAGUGGGCUAGACACAAUCUUAUUAAAAUAAAACAAGAAGUUAACAAACUACUAGCUAAAAAAGUAGUAGAACCCUGUGAAGACGAAGAUAAUCAAUUUAUUUCCUCUUUCUUUCUAGUUGACAAACCAGAUGGUUCCAGCAGAUUUAUUAUUAACCUAAAAAAUUUAAACAAAUUUAUUGAUACUACCCAUUUUAAAAUGGAGGAUAUUAAAUCCGCUAAACACUUAAUAUCUAGAGGUGCAUAUAUGUGUUCAAUAGAUUUAAAAGACGCAUAUUACCUUAUUAAUAUUCAUAAAUCCUUCCGGAAAUUCUUAAGAUAUAGAUUUCAAGGACAGAUGUUUCAGUUUACAUGUUUACCUUUUGGCUUAUGCACA
Osmia lignaria (orchard mason bee) is the source of this 1648-nucleotide messenger RNA. RefSeq lists its product as uncharacterized. The record is from RefSeq and is a predicted model, not a curated record. Lineage: Eukaryota; Metazoa; Arthropoda; Insecta; Hymenoptera; Megachilidae.